This is a messenger RNA of Xenia sp. Carnegie-2017, 1373 nucleotides long. RefSeq names its product homeobox protein Nkx-2.2a-like. Gene Ontology annotation, cellular component: nucleus. NCBI's taxonomy places the organism in Eukaryota, Metazoa, Cnidaria, Anthozoa, Malacalcyonacea, Xeniidae. Gene Ontology annotation, molecular function: RNA polymerase II cis-regulatory region sequence-specific DNA binding; DNA-binding transcription factor activity, RNA polymerase II-specific. Bases 128 to 799 code for a protein of 223 amino acids. The transcript is spliced from 2 exons. Gene Ontology annotation, biological process: cell differentiation; regulation of transcription by RNA polymerase II. The record is from RefSeq and is a predicted model, not a curated record.
AAGACUUGUCUCAUGCAGUGUCGUUAGGCGUUCAAUCAGGAAGGAGCUAUAUAGAUCUUCGACUGAAGAAUAUAGAGCAUUUAAAAGAAAAAAGACAUCACUUAUCUGUACUUUAAUCGAUCAAAUAAUGGAAACAUCUGCAGGAAAGACAGCCUUCUCCGUGCGAGACAUAUUGAACAUGCCUCAAAGUAAGGAAGACGAAUCCAAAGUCGAUGUAAAACGCACAAAGGAGUCCCUUUCGAAAGGAUCUUCGCUGGAUAAACUAGGAACAAGACAAUCUACAACUUCGGUGAACAAUGACGUUUACAGAAAGGAGUCGAGCCUUAAAGAUGCUCAACAUUCGAUCAGAACAUUAUCAAACUCUGACACAGAAACCCGGCACGAAAGCAUAAAAGCAAAACAGAAGAAACGAAAACGUCGCGUCCUUUUCACGAAGGCUCAGACGUUUGAACUCGAAAGAAGAUUUCGUCAGCAAAGAUAUUUAUCAGCGCCCGAGCGAGAACACCUUGCCAGAAUGAUUUGCCUGACUCCAACACAAGUGAAAAUUUGGUUUCAAAAUCACAGAUACAAACAAAAACGACACAUAAGCGAACAUGGAGAGGAUAGUUUUGAUACUCUGAGUAUGGCUCACGGCAUUCACUACCCAAUAUACAUGAGAGAAGGAGUUGUAUAUCAUAAUACAGCAGGAAACUAUACCUCUUAUUUCCCACCGCAUGAAGGUGAAUUUUGCAGUGGUUAUAAACCCGUGCAUUUAACUACAGCACCUUUUUUCUCAACAACACAUUUCCAAUCGUGGUAAGCGCAAAAACAAGAGAUUGAAGAAGUUGGGGAAGCAAAAUUGGUAAAAUAUAACCGCAAAGUUUAACUAAGUCUUAACGACUCCGAGAAGCAAUUGCUUAUUCAACUGUACAACAAAUCAUCGUGAAAAUUUUUACCACAACAAACGCUCGAACGGAAACAGCUCAAAGCAAAAGUAUUCCACUCUUCAUAAUCUACAUAUGUCAAUACUUUAACCAUAGCUAACAACCAAACGAAGACACAAAGUCUAUAUGUACAAGAAUAUUGUCUUUAUAGUCUCUAUCAGUUAAAAACUCAUGCAGAAAUGAUUAUGAACAAGAAGAAUACGAAUCGCUUGACAUUCGAUGCAAGAGAAACAUAUUGUACAUAAGAAGAUAUUUAUUUAAAGAGCACACACGCACACAUAUAUAUAUGUAGCUAUAUUAAAUAAGGUGCAACUAUUUGAAACUUACAAAAAAAGAUAGAAGUAAAAUAGAACAAAAAAUAAGGUUCCACCAUAUGCUGUUCUUUUAUGUUUCUUCAAUAUAUUAGUUGGGAAACGAUCACGAAACUCAGUAAUGAAAAACUCUUUCAAA